Molecule: messenger RNA, 588 nt
Organism: Chenopodium quinoa (quinoa)
Lineage: Eukaryota; Viridiplantae; Streptophyta; Magnoliopsida; Caryophyllales; Amaranthaceae
Exons: 2
Coding region: 1-588 (195 amino acids)
Source: RefSeq, a predicted model, not a curated record
AUGGCCGAUUCAAGCAAGCUUCAUUUGGCCACUCUUGUCUCUAACAUUAAGACAUUUGAUCCCUCUGCCAAGAAAUCCGAACCUACUACUGCCGAGGUGUCUUUCUUGAAAAGUCUUGAUAGUUUAGUUCGUAAAUGGAUUUACGGGACAAUCUCCAAUGACUUACUCAACACCAUUAUCGACCCCGAUGAAAGGGUCGUUGAUACAUGGAAUCGUUUGGAAAACUUCUUCAAUAACAACAAGUCUACAUGUGCUCUUCACCUUGAUGCGCAAUUCAAAAACACCAAACUUGAUCAAUUUGAUGGUGUUAAACCAUAUUACACUCGCCUGAAAACCCUUGUGGAUAAUCUAAGAAACGUGGGUGACAAGGUCUCCGAUAAUCGCAUGGCCUUGCAAUUAUUGAAAAGGCUCUCGGAAGAAUACAAGCCUUUUUGUACCUCUGUUCGUCAUCUCAAUCCGCUUCCCACUUUUGACAUCUUGCGCUCCAUGCUUGAAUUGGAGGAGCAGGGUAAUGCUUCCGACAUUCCUGAUUCCGGUGAGGAGGCUCAUUUCUCACAGUCAUCAUCAUCGGCUUUGUUUAAUUUGUAG